CUCCCGCAGGUCCUUCUUCAUCAUGGGCUAUUCCCUACUGCACCCUCACAACCUCGCAUGGAAAUCUCUGUCGAUCUACUGUCAUUUUAUCGUGCACUUUUUGAGUGUUCUUGUGAUGCCAUCAAUGCUCUUGCAUCCACGCUUAAAACCCACUAUUCAUGUCAAGGGUUUCAAGUGACCGAUGCAUGGGUA
Molecule: messenger RNA, 192 nt
Organism: Suillus fuscotomentosus
Lineage: Eukaryota; Fungi; Basidiomycota; Agaricomycetes; Boletales; Suillaceae
Exons: 1
Source: RefSeq, a predicted model, not a curated record